AUGAAGAAAUUAAAGGACGAAGAAGAAAUAACUAUCUGCCAGAAUCAUAUGACCGUAAGAGUGCGAGAAUUAAAAUUUAUCAAAGAGCUAAGCCGUGACAGAAAGAAGACUCACACCCAACGAAUUCAUGAAAAUUUACCAUUAUAUUUAAGGGAUCUAGACCGAAGGGGGAUGGAAAAUCCUAUAAUAUCAAACCCAAUUAUUGGAAAUAACUGGGUGGAGAAAUUUGCUUAUUUGUGCAAUAUUUUAAAAGAUGAAAGGUUCAAUAAACGAACUAAUAGUGAGUCUUUAGAGUUAUACUUUCAAAUAGGAGAAUUGUUAGCUGAAAAGGGUUGGAACGAUUCAGCUAAGAAUGAAUUAAAUCUUUACUUUACUAGUAGCAGAGGAAAACUAAUAAGCCGAAUAGCAAAAAGAGUUUUACUUCUGUUUAAUACUUAUAGUCAAAAUGCAAUCCAAGUAGUCCAGGAUCUUAACAUCAGUGUUCUUUCGCAUAUGUCUGAGAAAGACUUUAAUGAAGUUUUAUUAGUUGAAGCCAAACAAUUAAAGGAAAAAGAAAUAGCUUCACGGGAUUCGCAGGAGCUCAUCCUUCAAAGGGGGAUGAU
Racocetra fulgida is the source of this 602-nucleotide messenger RNA. NCBI's taxonomy places the organism in Eukaryota, Fungi, Glomeromycota, Glomeromycetes, Diversisporales, Gigasporaceae. The record is from the annotation of a GenBank genome assembly.